AUGACUGACAUUCAUCCAUUUAAUAUCUCAGUCCCUCAGGACAAGAUUAACACCCUUCAAACAAAACUUUCAUUAGCUACUUUCCCCGACGAACUACCUUCCGAAUCAACCUCACGAUGGGAUCAAGGACCCCCAUUAUCCGAAAUCCAAAGAUUGGCUGAGAAGUGGAAGACUUGGGAUUGGAGAAGUGUAGAAAACUCACCCAACGAGUACCCGCAAUUUACAACCAAAUUGAUGAACAAGGAAAGUCCUGUCGAAAAUGCCAUUCCAUUAUUAUUUGUCCGGCCCGGUUCCUAUCUCGAGGUCCUCAAGAUUCUCCCCCACUUGCAAAGCCCCGCCUCCACAUCUUCCCCACACCCCAGUUUCCACAUUAUUGCCACAUCUCUCCCAAAUUUCGGAUUUAGCUCCGGUGUCAAAAAGAGAGGCUUCGCAAUGGCUCAGUAUGGAGAAACUCUCAAUAAGCUCAUGAUAAAACUUGGGUACGAUGAAUAUGUAACCCAAGCCGGAGACUGGGGUUUUUGGAUCACCAGAGCGAUAGGAAAAUUGUACCCGAAACACUGCAAAGCCAGUCAUCUCAAUAUGAUACAUGCGCAGCCUCCUACGCUAUUUAGUAAUCCAAUUGAAAAGAUUGGAGAUAUGUUUAUGCCCUACAGCAAGCUGGAAAAGAGAACUGUUGAGAGGCGAAAAUGGUCUCAGGCUGAGAGUAGAGGUAUAGCUCCUUGUUGCUUGACAGUCGACAAUGUACUCCAAUCCACCAAGCCCCAAACCCUAGCAUAUGGACUAGCCGAUUCCCCAGUCGCGCUUUUGGGCUGGAUAUACGAGAAACUGCACGAUUGGUCUGAUGAGUAUCCAUGGUCAGAUGACGAAAUUCUAACCUGGGUGAGUAUAUACUACUUUAGCACCGCAGGGCCAGGAGCUGCGCAAAGAAUCUACUAUGAAACUAUGCACACGUCAGAAGAUGAGGAAUGUACGACAGCAGAUGUGAAAUUGGGUCUGGCAUACAAUCCAAAGGAUUUGGAAAAUGUUCCAAAGCGAUGGGGAAGGACGCUUGGACAUGUGGUGUAUGAAGUUGAGAAUGAUAGUGGAGGACAUUUUAAUUCUCAUGAGAAACCGGAUCUCUUGGUGCGAGAUUUGAGAGCUAUGUUUGGGAAGGGAGGAGGAGCGUUCAGUAUAGUGAAGGGUAGGAAUGGAUAUGAAUAAAUAUAUCAAUAGAAUGUCUUUGAAGGGACAGUCAAUGAAGAGAUAUUGGAAUUCUGAAUAGGUUCAACAUCUGAGCCGCUCAUAAGCUCAAGCACAUCGGGGGUUGAUCACGUGGAUGUUUCAUCAAGAUAAAGGGGCUUAAAACAUUGUUUUCAUUGACAUC
Messenger RNA from Botrytis sinoallii, 1363 nucleotides. RefSeq lists its product as uncharacterized. The record is from RefSeq and is a predicted model, not a curated record. Bases 1 to 1200 code for a protein of 399 amino acids. NCBI's taxonomy places the organism in Eukaryota, Fungi, Ascomycota, Leotiomycetes, Helotiales, Sclerotiniaceae. Gene Ontology annotation, biological process: epoxide metabolic process. The transcript is spliced from 6 exons. Gene Ontology annotation, molecular function: epoxide hydrolase activity.